CAUGAUACUAUAUGAGAGUUGUCAAGUACUGCAACAAUUAUGCGUAUUUAUAUUUUAUAUGAAUCUAUAUUUUUUUUAUGCAAUAUGGAUUAUUACAAAUAUUAGAUUUUCUCGGACAUUAUAUAAUUCAACUAAUUCCAAGUCACAGAUCCACUAUCAUGCAUACAUACCCCAUUAAUCUCUUUCACCUGAUGCUACCCCACGGCAAAAACAGUCUCUGAGAAAAAAUCAUCAGGAAUUAACAAUAUCUGAGAAAUAGUAAACUUUAAUUGAAGCUCCAAAAAUGGCACCAUUUAGUUGUCGUACUGUGAUUUCUCCAUCAACUUCUUCCUUCUUCUUCUUCUUCUCUCGAAACCAGAAAAGACCUUUCCAAAGCUGGAUGCCUAGAAAGCCCAUUCUCAAUAUUAUUCCCAUCAACGCAACUUUUUCAGGGGCCGGUAGUAGCGACAUGUUCGCGGUUUCUGAUGCCGUUUGUAAAGACGAAACGACCAGCUUUGGGUUCAAGAAUUUGAUGGAGACUUUCUGGGUUGACGUUCAGGAAGCUGAAGAGAGACCAUUGAAGCUCAAACUCAUCAGUGAGCCUUUGAGUACUGCUUCGUCUCGGCUUCAAAAUGUGGCGAUUCGAGUUGAAUUGAGGAAUGGCUGCGUCGGCUGGGGCGAGGCGGCUGCCACGCCUGCCACAUCGGCAGAGGCGGCUCUGGCCAAGGCGAAGGAGGCGUGUGAAUUUCUGCGGCGGAGUUCGCCGUUGACUUUGAAUUUGGUGCUCGAAGAGAUUGGUUAUAUUCUUCACGGACAGGAAUAUGCUUCUUUCAGGGCAGGAGUGGAAAUGGCGUUGAUUGAUGCCGUUGCUAAUAGCAUUGAUGUGCCUCUGUGGAGAUUAUUUGGUGGUGUUUCAAACAGUCUAACAACUUCUAGAACAAUCCCAAUGGUAUCCCCAGCUAAAUCUUCAGAGUUGGCUUCAAAGUACUAUGGCAAAGGAUUCAAUACUAUAAGGUUUGAAAUGGGAUUGAACUUACAUGCAGAAUUGGAAGUUAUGAAAGCUGUACAAAUAGCUCAACCCCAUUGCUUAUUUAUCUUGGAUGCAAACGGGAAGUACACUUCGGAGGAAGCUAUAAUGGUUCUUGAGAAGUUGCAUGAGAUGGGGAUAAGUCCAGUUCUCUUUGAGCAACCAGUUCACAAAGAUGACUGGAAUGGUCUUGCUUAUGUUGGAAAUGUUGCAAGAGACAAAUAUGGCAUACAUGUUGGUGCAGAUGAGAGCUGCCAGACCAUGAAUGAUGUACAGAGAGUAGUGAAAGAGAAUGUAGUAGAUUUCAUCAACAUUAAACUAGCCAAAUUUGGGGUACUGGACACCCUCCAAGUUAUUGAGGUUGCAAGAAAAUCAGGCUUGAAUCUUGUAAUUGAUAGCAUGGUUGCGACCAGACUUGCUACAGGCUUUGCUGGUCAUUUGGCUUGUGGACUUGGCUGUUUCAAAUACGUAAAUCUGGAUGGGCCUUUAAUGUUGUCAGACGAUCCAGUUUUCGGUGGAUAUGAAGUUUCCGGAGCGGUCUACAAGUUCACAAAUGGUAGAGGCCUAGGAGGUUUCCUUAAGCAGGACAAAAUUUCCCAUAAUUCAAAAUAAGGAUCACUGUUUCAUGUAUGCUGUUACCAAAUUAAGCACGUUAUGAUGUUGGCUAUGAUAUCUGUGUCUACAAAAUGCUGGAGCUGCAAAAUAAAACAAGUGAAAUUCUGAUUCUCUCAAAGAUUGACAAAGUCAUUUUACUUGGCGUGGAAAUCUAAGUUUGCCAUGACUCAUUAGUAGAUUUUAAAGGAAUAAGAGAAUUGAAACUCUUUUAAUACU
Messenger RNA from Humulus lupulus (European hop), 1837 nucleotides. Its product is annotated as L-Ala-D/L-amino acid epimerase-like. The coding region runs from base 284 to 1618 and encodes 444 amino acids. The transcript is spliced from 7 exons. The record is from RefSeq and is a predicted model, not a curated record. Lineage: Eukaryota; Viridiplantae; Streptophyta; Magnoliopsida; Rosales; Cannabaceae.